AUGGACGAUUUUAACAAAAAAGAAAAAAUUUGCGGAUAUUUAAAAAAAACAAUUAAAAAUAGGAUACCCAUAUCGGUAUGGCUACCUCGAUACAAUUCGGAAAAACUCAUAUGCGAUAUGAUAGCCGGAAUAACGGUUGGACUCACCGUCAUGCCUCAGGGUUUGGCAUAUGCCACAUUGGCCGGUUUGGAACCGCAGUACGGUCUUUAUUCCGCUUUCAUGGGUUGUUUCGUUUAUGCAAUUUUUGGAAGUUGUAAAGAUAUAACGAUUGGACCGACGGCAUUGAUGGCACUCAUGACGUAUCAACAAGUUAUUGAUAAAAAUGUCGAUUUUGCCAUAUUACUCUGUUUCCUCUCGGGUUGCGUACAAAUAAUAAUGAGCAUUUUACAUUUAGGUGUUUUAGUCGAUUUCAUAUCCGUACCCGUGACUGUCGGUUUUACAUCGGCAACAUCGGUUAUAAUAGCAACGUCGCAAAUAAAAGGACUCCUGGGAUUAAAAUUUACUUCGUCGGGAUUUUUAGACACUUUACAAAAAAUCGGGGAACGAAUUGGGGAAACGAGGUUGAACGAUACGGCUUUGGGAAUUACAUGCAUUGUUAUCUUAUUGUUUCUCAGAAAAUGCAAAGAUUUUAAUUUUUGUCGUAAUUCAUCGAGGAAUGAAACUUAUAAAAAAAUUCUAUGGUUGAUAUCGACGAGUAGAAACGCAUUGAUUGUUGUUUUCUGUUCGAUUUUAUCAUAUUUUUUAUACGAUGAAAUACAAAAAACGAGUCCAUUUAUAUUAACAGGUUCCGUAAAACCAGGUCUUCCAGAAUUUAAAAUUCCAAAAUUUUCAACGCAAGUUGGCAACACUACAUAUUCCUUCAUUGACAUGUGUACGGAAAUGAAAUCCGCCAUUUUUAUGGUACCGGUUAUAGCCGUUUUGGGAAAUGUCGCCAUAGCAAAAGCUUUCGCAAGUGGAAAUUCAAUCGAUGCAACACAAGAAUUACUCACUUUGGGUUUAUGUAAUUUUUUCGGAUCUUUUGCGUCUUCGAUUCCGGUCACGGGUUCAUUUUCAAGGAGUGCCGUCAAUCAUGCUAGCGGCGUUAAAACUCCACUCGGAGGAUUAUACACAGGCGUCAUAAUAAUAUUAGCUCUCUCGACUUUGACUCCAUAUUUUUUUUACAUUCCCAAAGCGUCGCUCGCAGCCGUCAUCAUAUGUGCCGUUAUUUUCAUGAUAGAAUACGAAGUAUUGAAACCCAUGUGGAAAUCGAGUAAAAAAGAUUUGAUACCCGCGUUCGUGACGUUCGUUUUGUGUUUGCUCAUAGGUGUCGAACUUGGAAUAUUGAUCGGAGUGUCAAUAAAUAUAAUAUUGUUGCUAUAUCCUUCGGCGAGACCUAACGUGAGAGUGGAAAAAUCAAGAACUCUUCAAGGUGCCGAAUAUUUAUUGGUGACGCCGGGUAACAGCCUUUAUUUUCCAGCCGUUGAUUUUAUACGUUCGAGCGUUUGCAGAGCAGCAACGAAAGAAGGGUCCAGUUCGAUGCCCAUCGUCGUCGAUUGCAGAUACGUUUUAGGUGCGGAUUUUACGGCGGCGAAGGGUAUAGCGGCACUAAUCGAUGAUUUUAAAAAAAGAAAACAAUCCAUUUAUUUUUAUCAACCUUGUGCGACUGUCGUAUCCGUUUUCAAAGGUGCCAACAUUGAAGAAUUCGUACACGUUUGCAAUCAGGAAGAAUUGGAUUAUUUGCUUGCCGACAAACAUGAAACGACAAAAAAAGACGAUUAUGGUCUUAAUAUAGACGAUGUUAAAGAAGCAUCCAAAUUACUCACGUGUGCCUGA
Molecule: messenger RNA, 1812 nt
Organism: Pediculus humanus corporis (human body louse)
Lineage: Eukaryota; Metazoa; Arthropoda; Insecta; Psocodea; Pediculidae
Product: sulfate transporter, putative
Exons: 9
Coding region: 1-1812 (603 amino acids)
Biological process (GO): transmembrane transport
Cellular component (GO): membrane
Molecular function (GO): sulfate transmembrane transporter activity
Source: RefSeq, a predicted model, not a curated record